Molecule: messenger RNA, 2082 nt
Organism: Penicillium brevicompactum
Lineage: Eukaryota; Fungi; Ascomycota; Eurotiomycetes; Eurotiales; Aspergillaceae
Gene: znfA
Product: putative C2H2 finger domain protein
Exons: 3
Coding region: 1-2082 (693 amino acids)
Source: RefSeq, a predicted model, not a curated record
AUGACACAUCGGGUUCCUUCGAGCCUCGAAAAUUCCAGAAACAGGCGCCGUUUCUCUGGAAGGUCUACCCGCGCUAUGCCCGAGCUGUCAUUCUCAUCACACGGCCCGUUACCGAUAGCUUCAAGAGGUAUCAUGAAUAGUGCACCUCCGCCACUCCCGCCGCCGGCUAGGAUCCACGACCUGGAAAUUGGUUAUGAUGCAGGCUGGCAGCACGCAAAUUCGCAAACUCCAACUUCUCUUCCACCAAUUAACCCGGGCUCAAGCCUGCUUGGGGGCCACCGACGACCUGAAGCGUCCUCUCAGGGCGAUCCAAUGCAGAUCGAUGAGGUCGAGGGGCGCCAAAAUGGCAAACCCGCCUCGCGAAGUCCCGAAACUCAGAUCACCAUAGAUCCGCCUCCGCCGGUCAUCGACGGAUUUCCAAAUUCAAUUCCCAAUCCUGCGGGCUCAAUUCUGAGUGGUGAGCGUGACUUUUCAUUGCGGAGCGUCAAGGAUUCAUCAAACGCUUAUGAUCAACACCUGUUGUCAAAAAUUGGCAAGCCUCAAAUCGCAAAACCUGUCUCUCCAAGGGGAUCCAUCAGCUUCGGAGCCGAAAACCGAAAUUCGCUAUCUGCCUUGGCUGUUCCAACCCGAAGCUCCGGUACUUUACCAUCACCGGGGCCAUCCGAGGGACCAAAUCUCGAUGUGAAAUGGUACAACAGCCCACAGUCUGGUACAGUUUCACCCAGGACCAGGGUUGGAUGGAGAGAAUAUGGCGAAGGACGGAGCCCAAGUGUGGAAAGCAACGCACCAUCAUCGGCACUCGAUUACGACCAAGGAUCUUUACGGGAUGUCAGCCGGCGUCGCUGCCAUGGAACAACACCUUCACGAGAAGAUAGCAUCAGUUUGCCCAGCCGAUCAAACCGCGGAAGCUAUGACCACGGUGUGUUCUCAGAUAUAGAGGGCGAGUUCUCGACCGAUGAACCGGCGCCGCCGCGACAGUUCAUCCUUCGAGAACCCACCCCGCCAUAUCAAGAGACACGACACGGUAUGAAGAGGCGGGCAUCGUCACCACCGCGCGAACCGAUCAGCGAGGAUAAACACGCUUUACAUGUCGCCACAAGUAACGGAGAUCUGUCCCAGAGAAGACUGAGCGGCCACUCAUUCAUGAAUAACCUAACCGUCAACCCCAAUUACCCGACAAGCCAACGAACACUUUCUGCCGCCUCAUCGCUCAGCAUUCGAACUUCUGGGUCUUAUUCAUCUACAUUGUCCAUUGGGGGAAGUAGCAUGACUAGCUUAUCUCCCUACGACCGACCAUCUCCCGGUGGUCUUUCACCGAGCUCCGAUCUCGACACUUACCACGAAAAGUCCAUCCUCAACCCGUGCUCCCCCGGAGCGGUUGUCCAACCUGUACUCGGAAGAGGGUUACCGGGGCCAGCAUCUCUGGAACCACCUGCAACAGAUGCCACCGGAAAGCUCACGGUACCAACCACAGUCAUGAGCAUACCAAAGCCGGCUGGCUCCAAGAUUGGUGGACUAUUCAUAUGUGACUGUUGCCCCAAGAAACCCAAGAAGUUCGACAACUCAGACGAACUACGUGCGCACGAAAUGGAAAAGCAGUAUGCAUGCGCUUACUGCAACAAUCGAUUCAAGAAUAAGAACGAAGCCGAGCGCCAUCAGAACUCACUCCACCUCCGACGCCAUUCCUGGUCAUGUGCCGCACUGGUAAAUUUCCAAUCAGCUUUCCACGCGUCAGGCGCCCCGAACUGCCAAACGAGCGCUGGAUCAUCACACGACACUUGCGGCUAUUGCGGCGAAGAGUUCGUCAAUUUCCCCCAGCCCGACUGGGAUCGCCGGUUCGACCACUUGACGACAGUGCACAAAUUCGGUGAAUGCAAUAACGCCAAGAAGUUCUUCCGCGCCGACCACUUCCGCCAGCACCUUAAGCACAGCCAUGCUGGUACCAGUGGAAAAUGGACAAAUAUCCUGGAAAAUGCUUGUAUGAAGGAAGAACAGCCACCUGAGCCUCUGGAUAGGAGUGGCAAUGGUACGGGCAAGUCUCUGACAUCAAACGCUAUCUCCGAAGUUCUCAGUGAGCAAUAA